Messenger RNA from Gloeophyllum trabeum ATCC 11539, 1325 nucleotides. RefSeq lists its product as uncharacterized. The transcript is spliced from 5 exons. The record is from RefSeq and is a predicted model, not a curated record. Bases 90 to 1073 code for a protein of 327 amino acids. NCBI's taxonomy places the organism in Eukaryota, Fungi, Basidiomycota, Agaricomycetes, Gloeophyllales, Gloeophyllaceae.
AGCGCUCAUCCAUCUGUCCUUUACUUUUCUCUCCCACCGGCUGGGACAGCACACGAAUCUGAGCUUCAACACGCUCCUCGUCGCCAGCCAUGUCCUUCUUUAACCGCCACCCGCGCUACACGAUCGCGCUCGUUGUCUGCCUCUUCGUCCUCGUCAUCAUCCUCUUCAAUUCCGACUCUGCUGGGCCUGGAGGACCGAGUGCGUACCGUUUCCGUGGCCAGAGGCGGCCGCCGCCGCCUCCAGGCUUGUAUACGGAGGACGUGGUUGCUAUGAACGAGGCGGCGUACCAGGAGUCGCUGAAGGAGAGACAGAAGCUGAUUGCCAAGUACGGCCCGACUGCUAGCUCGGUCGAAGCGUUCCCCAGCCACGGCGAGUUCUACACCCUGUGGGACUUCUUCACCCCCGCAUUCCAGUGCCCGCACCGCACCGAGCGAGUCGGCACGCUCGGUGACGGAGGCAAAUGGGUCUGUGGCUUGGAGCGGAUCGCGAGGAAACCCAAGUGUGUCAUCUACUCCUUCGGUGUCAACGGCGAGUCGAGCUUUGAAGCUACCCUCCUCCAGCGCGCGCCGGGAUGCGAAGUGUGGGGCUACGACUUUAGUGUAAAUUCGUUCGGCCCCGAAAUCACUGAAGUUCCGUCCCUGAAUGCGCGGUCCCACUUCUACCCAUACGCGCUGGGCUCCUACGACGCCCCCGAAUCAAAUCCGCCCUACUACACCCUCCAGUCGCUCAUGAAGAAGAACGGCCAUGACUUCAUUGACAUCCUCAAGGUCGACAUCGAGGGCGCGGAGUUCGAGUCGCUCACAUCUUUCCUCAACGCGCACUCGGUCACCGAGGGGUUGCCCAUCGGUCAGCUGCAGCUUGAGAUCCACGCGCGCGACAGUAAGUACGGCGAGUUCAAGAACUUCUUGAAGUGGUGGGAGUCGUUGGAGAGGUUUGGCCUGCGUCCUUUCUGGACAGAGCCGAACUUGGUGUAUGUGAACCUCAUCAGAGGGGUUAGGCCUGAUUUGGUUGAGUACUCCUUCAUCAACAUCAGAGGCCAACACGAACUCGUAUCCGACGAGGUCAUUCACUAAGAGCCGCAUAUGUCUCCCGUAUAAGUAUCCUAAUCCUCUACGGACUUAAUCCAGGGCCAUUUCCUGGCUCUCGAAUGGACCUCACACAAUUAAUUCUGUCAGCGGCGUGGGCCAGCGGUCCUCCGUACUCUUGCUCCGCUCCUUAGUGUACUCGUAUAUGCGCGCACGGUAGAAUAUAACCGGGGCAUUGAUCAUACCCUCAAAUACUGUAUAUCCUCAGAAAGGCCAUUCUUAUUUAUCUUCCACUCUGAG